AUGGCUGACCUCAGAUGGGUACGACUCUCCACCGAGAAGCCCACCAACACCCUCUGCCUCCUGGACACAGAGCUCUCCCUGGAUGUCUGCGGGUCAGCCCCUCCGGGGGCCACGUCCUUCGACGUCUGGGGGACGCCUGGGGUCAACAUCUACAUCAUCCACAACGCGGAGGUCUUGAAGGUGCCCUCCUGCGUGCCCAGGUGGCCGCUGGACACCCGGGUGGAGGUCAUCGUGACAAUGGACACCCCGAGCGCACAAGUGGACGACGACAAGGUCAGAAUUUCAUACUACAAGGAGAACGGGAAGGCGCCCAUGGCCAAAGCCAUCCUCCAGCUCACCUGCGUCCAAGUCUCUCUGGAUGCUGACACGACGCGCACAGGAUCCGUCACCAGAAGGGCCAAAAACAAGAAAACCUGGACCUGGGGCCCAAACGGUCAUGGAGCCAUCCUCUUGGUCAACUGUGACAGAGAUGACCCCGAAGCAGAAGACAUGGACAACACUGACCAGGAACUGCAGUCCUUCAUGGACCGCAGGGACAUGUCACUCAUGGUCUUGACCACCCGCGGACCAGACGACGCCUUUGAGGACAACCAGCUUGUUCUUCACAUCUCAGCCUCAGACAGCAACAAACUGGGUGUCUUCCAAGCUCAAGGGAAAAAGAAGCUGAGCCAACACAAGCAUGUCCUGGGAUCCGGGAAGAUCUCCUACACGGUCGAACGCAGCAGCGACCAAACGGAGAGCGUCUUCUACGUGGAAGGCUUGGCGUUCCCAGACGUCAACUUCUCCGGACUGGUGUCCGUUCAUGCCACGCUCUUGGAAGCCACCUCCAAGGCCUUGCCCGAGGCUCCCAUUUUCACCGACACCGUCGUCUUCCGGGUCGCGCCAUGGAUCAUGACCCCGAACACCUUGCAGCCCAUAACAGUUUACGUCUGCAGGACAGACGACAACAGCGAAUUUGUGGCGGAUGUGAGCAAACUCACGCUGAAAGCCGGAUGCAAACUGAGCAUCUGCCCAGAAGUGGAAAACCGGGGCGACCGCUGGAUCCAGGACGAGAUGGAAAUUGGCUAUGUGCAAGCCCCCCACAAGUCCUUCCCGGUGGUCUUCGACUCCCCCAGGAACCGAGGGCUGAAGGACUUUCCAUUCAAGAGUGUUCUGGGCCCUGACUUUGGUUACGUGACGCGGGAAUCGGAGGACCGAAACGUCUCUGGCUUGGACUCCUUUGGGAACCUGGAGGUCAGUCCUCCCGUGACGGUCAAGGGCAAGGAGUACCCCUUGGGCCGGAUCCUGAUCGGAAGCGCCUUCCCUUGCCCCAGCGGCAAAGAGAUGGUGCAAGUGGUCCGGGAUUUCCUCUACGCCCAACAAGUCCAAUCUCCCAUCGAGUUGUAUUCCGACUGGUUGUUCGUUGGACAUGUGGACGAGUUCCUGACAUUCGUCCCAGCCUCCGAUAGAAAGGGUUUCCGGCUUUUACUGGCCAGUCCCAGCGCCUGCUUCAAACUGCUGCGGGAGAAGGAACAAGAGGGCUAUGGAGAUGCCCUGAUGUUCGAAGGAGUGAAGGACAAGAAGAAAGUCUCCAUCAGCAAGAUCCUUGCAGACAAAUCCUUGAGGAACAACAAUGAGUAUUUCCAGAAGUGCAUAGACUGGAACCGAGACAUCCUUAAGGAAGAGCUGGAGCUGGCGGAGGAAGACAUCAUUGACAUCCCGCAGCUCUUUUCUCCAAGUUACGCUGGCAAGGCUGUCGCUUUCUUCCCAGACAUGGUGAACAUGCUGGUUCUGGGGAAACACCUGGGCAUCCCCAAGCCGUUCGGCCCGAUCCUUCAAGACCAAUGCUGCCUCGAGGAGGAGGUCCGCUGCCUCCUGGAGCCGCUGGGCUUGUCCUGUGUCUUCAUCGACGACUUCAAGACGUACCACGUCAAUCUUGGAGAGGUCCACUGCGGCACCAACGUCCGCCGGAAGCCUUUCACCUUCAAGUGGUGGAACAUGACCCCUUGAAGAGAGCGGGGUUCCCGACCGACCCGCUUGCUCGCACUUUCCACGCGGGCGAGGAAGGCGCCGAAAAGAGCUGCUGUGUAGCUUCUGCCUCUUCUGGACAUUAUGAAUCACAACAAUCCAAGGGAACCGCACUCGUUCCUCCUCUCGGUAACACAUGAAGGUGCUUGCUAGACUUGACUCCGCUUGCCGCCUUUGACUCCCUUUCACACUCCUGGUCCUAAAGCCAGUUACGGACGUCCACCAUUUCAUGCCCACAAUGGGUCCACCAUCUUCUGUGCUCCAUCGCCGUCUUGCGGUGGUUCCUUUUAAGACUUCAUUCUCCCAACCAGCCCAAAUGAACAGACCCCCAAGGACAAAUUCAAGCCAAUUCACAACAGGUGAAGCUCACCAAUGAUCUCUUGACCGUCCAUAAAGAUGGCCGUUGACCAGUGUCUCAGGCCUAAGAGAAGGAUGGAC
Messenger RNA from Sceloporus undulatus (fence lizard), 2445 nucleotides. Its product is annotated as protein-arginine deiminase type-3-like. The coding region runs from base 1 to 1989 and encodes 662 amino acids. NCBI's taxonomy places the organism in Eukaryota, Metazoa, Chordata, Lepidosauria, Squamata, Phrynosomatidae. The transcript has 16 exons. Gene Ontology annotation, molecular function: protein-arginine deiminase activity; calcium ion binding. Gene Ontology annotation, cellular component: cytoplasm. The record is from RefSeq and is a predicted model, not a curated record.